Molecule: messenger RNA, 2784 nt
Organism: Osmerus eperlanus (European smelt)
Lineage: Eukaryota; Metazoa; Chordata; Actinopteri; Osmeriformes; Osmeridae
Gene: mapk14a
Product: mitogen-activated protein kinase 14a
Exons: 12
Coding region: 269-1351 (360 amino acids)
Biological process (GO): intracellular signal transduction; protein phosphorylation
Cellular component (GO): nucleus; cytoplasm
Molecular function (GO): MAP kinase activity; ATP binding
Source: RefSeq, a predicted model, not a curated record
UGAACCACUGGUAGCGAAAUACCAGAAGCUGCACGCAAGGAGCGCUUAUUGACGUGCUUAUUUUUCCAGAACUGCUAAAAUAUAAACUGGUUGCACUUUGCUGGUAAAGGAUCCUCGAUUCAGGGAUAAGUUCUAAUUUGUAUUUGAAGUUUUACGAUUUUCUCUAGACUGGGGGGCACAUUUACUUAAAUUACAGGAAUCUAGGCAACCACCCUUGACUAAGAAAAAGCAGAAGUCACAACUUGGUUUCAGUGAGAGUUCUGCAGGAAUGUCGCAAAGAGAAAGACCCAAGUUCUAUAGACAGGAGGUCAACAAGGCGACUUGGGAGGUUCCUGAACGGUACCAGAGCCUGUCCCCAGUCGGUUCUGGGGCCUACGGAUCGGUUUGCUCGUCGUACGAUGACAAGACGGGUAUGAAGAUAGCGGUGAAGAAACUUUCUCGGCCUUUCCAGUCCAUCAUCCACGCCAAGAGAACUUACAGAGAGUUACGACUGCUGAAGCACAUGAAACAUGAGAACGUGAUCGGGCUUCUUGAUGUCUUUACACCUGCCACAAGUCUGGAGGAGUUCAAUGACGUCUACCUGGUGACUCACCUGAUGGGCGCGGACCUUAACAACAUUGUCAAGUGUCAGAAAUUGACAGACGACCAUGUCCAGUUCCUAAUAUACCAAAUUCUCCGGGGACUUAAGUACAUCCACUCGGCAGACAUCAUUCACAGAGACCUGAAACCAAGUAAUCUGGCUGUUAACGAAGACUGUGAACUCAAGAUCCUGGACUUCGGGCUGGCACGCCACACGGAUGACGAGAUGACGGGCUACGUGGCAACGCGCUGGUACCGCGCUCCUGAGAUCAUGCUCAACUGGAUGCACUACAACAUGACAGUUGACAUCUGGUCUGUGGGGUGCAUAAUGGCGGAACUCCUUACUGGACGAACUCUGUUUCCUGGCACUGACCAUAUAAACCAGCUUCAGCAGAUAAUGCGGCUGACAGGAACGCCCCCGGUGUCUCUAAUAAGCAGGAUGCCCAGCCACGAGGCUAGGAAUUACAUCAACUCUUUACCACAAAUGCCCAAGAGGAAUUUUGCUGAUGUGUUUAUAGGAGCCAAUCCACAAGCGGUGGACCUGUUGGAGAAGAUGCUGGUUCUGGACACUGAUAAGCGCAUCACAGCAGCCGAAGCUCUGGCUCAUCCCUACUUCGCUCAGUACCAUGACCCGGACGAUGAACCGGAGGCCGAACCAUAUGACCAGAGUUUCGAGAGUCGCGAGCUUGAGAUUGAGGAAUGGAAACGGUUAACUUAUGAGGAACUGGUCAGUUUUGAGGCUCCAUUGUUUGGGGACGACAUGGAAUCAUGAGAGCUGCUGAAUACACAGAGCACCCCCCCUCUCCCACAACUCUGUAACAGCUGAAGGGAUCUGCAUAAGUAUCACAUGACCCUUUUGGAAAACUAUAUCAUUCGAGUGCCUACCAUAGUCAAUAUUUUUUAUCUGGCAAGCUUGCAUUUUUCUCCCACUAUUUUGAUGUAGUAGUUCCAAAAUGAUUUUUAAGGUAAAGAAAAGACUUCUCGAAGAUUGUCACUAUCAACAAAUCCUGAUUAUUUGUAUGAAUGGUAUGUUUUGAAUGUCACUGAAGCAUGUGAAAACCAACCACUAUCCUUGGUUCAUUGCUGGAAAAGGUCACGCUUCUGUUUUUGUCUGUUUUAGGUAGUUUUUUAUAUUCUACAGAGAUUUUUAUGCGAGUUAUGACUUGUCACUGUGACACACAAAAAAAGAUGCUGAAACGUCCUGGGGGGAAAUAUAUAGCUGUGCUAUUAUGCCUAUAAAUUUAGGAUUGAAUAGCGAUGGAGUAAUGCUUUGUCAUUCACUGUCUGUCACUCACACUGCCAAUCUGUCAAUCAUAGCCUGGUGUCAUAGGUUGUCACAAGGCCCAUAGGAUAUUAGGAUAUUUAAUGAUAUUUAGGGAUAUCUUCAAGGCUUUUAACACUGUGAAAACUUAACCAAAUUAUAGGGCAUUUUUAAUCAGUGAGAAUGAGUAAGGGUAUACACAACCCAUCCUUCAUGAAAUUGUUUUGGUCUGCUGCUUGACCGUAAGAUGUAGUGUUUAUGGUUAGGGUUGGAAACCAGACAUUAUUCAUUACACUCAUCCAACGUGGUGUAAUCUGGUAGAUAUUUUCUUAUUUGUUCAUUUUUUAGCUUCCAGUUUCUAUCUCAUCUCACGUGCUUCAUCAGAGAUGUUUUAGGAAAUUGCUCUUGCAAGGGCUUUAGUCUAAAUAGAUGGGUGAUAGUCCAAUGACUAACCAGUUAUUAUUUAAAAUUAGAUGUAGAUGUCUGACCCAUGAUGGUAUGUGACUUUAGGUGCCAAUUAACCUGGCACUGAAAUAGGGAAAAAGUUUAUUUGUGGGUUCAACUUACAAAAUGGAAUCAAAUGUAUGUAAAUAUCUGUUCCAUAGUUUAUUUUAGAAUCUUUUACGACUGUGGUUUAUUAUUCCAUUAAGCAAUCACUUUAUCAGCAUGUACAUCUUAUGUGUUUGUUUGCGUGUGUCUGUGUGAGAGUGAGUUGUGUGUUUACAGGAAUUUGAAAUAUUAUGCUAAAAAAAAUGCUCAUAAAAAUAUUACAGAAAUGACUAAAAGAAUGAGGGAAUUAGAUGUAUUUAUACUUUGUUGAGGUAUUUAUAAUCUGAAGGUAUGGUAUUGUUUCUUUCAUCCCCAUAUCUGAAUACUACAGUCCAGCAGUGUAACUAAUAUCAUUACGCCUUUGUUUAUAAAGAAAUAAAGACAGUUAUUUUUAA